AUGACUGUAGUGAUUCCCACCCCGGAGUACCGUGCAGUGGUAGAGAAGACUGUGCGGGUUGCGGCUAUUUGUGUGCGGCCUGUGCACCGCGUUGGGGAAGUCCUGCGGGCCUUGCGUGGGUGUUUAUACGAUAUGCGUGGUGUGCGUAAUGUCUUGGAUGGAGAGAGAAGAAAAGGUACAGUAACAACAACAACAACAGGUGAGAAGAAAGAGGGGGAGCCAUACAAGUUGUUAUUGUUGGAUCCCGUAAGAGUACCCGUGUUAUCUGACACUGCAGAAGAGGAGAAUCAUAAUAAUAAUAAUAUUAAUAAUGUUAAUAAUAAUGAUAAUGUGGAUAAUAUAGGGAUUGGUGUCCAUACAUCUCCUCUAGUGUGGGUAGAUGUGAAUGAUAUUUCACUUCCCUCUAUUCUGCGAGAUCGACUGCAGUCAUUAUCUAAAUGUAAAGAUUCCACUGCAUCUUGUAUACAUGUUGCCAUGACAACACACACUGUGCGACUAAAUUACAAGAACUUUACAAUGCCUGAACUGCUGCAGCGGAUUCUUCCACCUAACACAGUUCCUCUGAGUGGGUUUGAACAGAUUGGUCACAUUGCACAUGUGAACUUGUCUGCGGCGCACUUGCCCUAUCAAUCUACGAUUGGCGCAGUGAUAUUAGACUGUAAUCCCACUGUGGAUGUUGUGGUGAACAAGAUUGACAGUAUCUCCAGUGUGUUUCGUGAGUUUAAGAUGGAAAUCAUCGCGAGGCGUCAGAGGAAUGAUCAGAAAGAGAAUCAUACUACUAGUGAUAAUAAUAAUAAUAAUAAUAAUAAUAAUAAUAAUAAUAAUAAUAAUAAUAAUAAUAAUAAUAAUAAUCAGCUGGGGGAGAAGAAGGAAACAAAUGGAAAAACAUCUCAUGAUGAAGAAGAAAUACACCGUCUGUUGUUGGCAACGGUACGACAACACGGAUGUGUAUUUCGCGUCCCGUAUGAUCGUGUCUAUUGGAACUCGCGACUCAGUCAUGAACACAUGCGUGUAGUGAACAAAAUGCAGCGGGGUGAUAUUCUCUAUGAUGUAAUGGCGGGUAUUGGUCCUUUUGCAAUUCCUGCAGCGGCUGCGGGAGUUACGGUGCAUGCAAAUGACUUGAAUCCUACGGCGGUGGAGUAUUUAAGAAUAAAUGCGGAGUUGAAUCACAUAAAGAAGGAGGAGUUUCAUGUUUACAAUAUGGAUGGCCGGGCGUUUAUGAACACUAUUCUUUACAGGGAUGUAAUGAUGAAUCAACAUUCAGGUGGUUGUCGACAUGUCACUAUGAACUUGCCUGCCACUGCGGUGGAGUUUUUAGAUGUUUUUACAAAGUCUCCAUGGUCUCCAUCCUUCACAUCCUUUUCUUCCUCUUCAUUAGCAUUACCAGCAGAAGAAACAGAGAAGGAGGAAUUAAUGGAGAAUCCAGAUAGAUGUGUAUUAUUUCAUGUCUACUGUUUCUCAAAGAAGUCAGAGGACUUUGCGGGGGAUGCCGUCCAACAAGUACAGCACUGGCUUGGAUGUACACUCUCUGCAGAGAAUAUAGUGGAGGCUCAUGUUGUGCGGGAUGUGGCUCCAGUGAAACGAAUGGUGUGUGUGAGCUUUACACUGCCAGAGGCGUUUUGGAAACGUCGACAGGCCGCUAGACUGGCAGAGCGAAAACGUGCACGUACAACCGAUUGA
This is a messenger RNA of Trypanosoma theileri, 1680 nucleotides long. RefSeq lists its product as uncharacterized. Gene Ontology annotation, biological process: tRNA N1-guanine methylation. The record is from RefSeq and is a predicted model, not a curated record. Gene Ontology annotation, cellular component: cytoplasm. The transcript has a single exon. Bases 1 to 1680 code for a protein of 559 amino acids. NCBI's taxonomy places the organism in Eukaryota, Euglenozoa, Kinetoplastea, Trypanosomatida, Trypanosomatidae.